Molecule: messenger RNA, 6676 nt
Organism: Leptidea sinapis
Lineage: Eukaryota; Metazoa; Arthropoda; Insecta; Lepidoptera; Pieridae
Gene: Tusp
Exons: 9
Coding region: 90-2870 (926 amino acids)
Source: RefSeq, a predicted model, not a curated record
UGUAUAGCGUGUGUAACGUACCGGAAACUAAUGAGUUGCGUCGUUUCGUGUCCCGGCCUCCGUCAGCCGGCGGUCGUCUGCACUGCACCAUGCUGCGUCAUGAUGAUGAGGAGGCGGGGGCCUACACCCUGUACCUGGAACACCUGGGUGGACUGGUGCCAUUGCUUAAAGGCCGCAGAACAAGCAAGAUUCGACCUGAGUUUGUUAUAUUCGAUCCGCAAGCUGAAGAGGGCGCCAACGUGCCUGCACCUGCAACUCGAGAAUCAAGCAGCUCUAGUGCGGGUAGUUCGUCGAGUAGCAGCGGUGGGCGGGGCUACUCCUCCCCCCGCACUCCGCGCCACAACCGCGCACCCCCCUCUCCGCGAGACCGCUCCGUCCCGCCGCAUGAUGACUCGUGCUCCUCCGAUACCGAGAGAGAAGAGGCAGGUUGCUCUGGAUCGCCGCGGCUGCAGCGGAGACGACGUGCGAGAGAACGACGAAAAGCGCGCACUUCCACAGAUAAGGAAGAUAUGCCCAAUCAACUAGCAUACAUCGACUCAUUACCAGAAGAUGUUCGAUUAGUGGAAGUAACAUCUAAUAUUUGGGGAACGAAGUUUAAAAUGCACGGGUUAGCCAAAAAUGUUCCAGAUAAUCUUGGGCAAGUCACAUACAAAACAUCGUUGCUGCAUUUGCAGCCAAGGCAAAUGACAUUAACCAUCACAGAGCUUCGAGAUGACUACCCGGUGCGCCCAGAUCCAAAUUUCAAUCCGAACAUAUUUUCAGAAGACGAAGAAGACGUUUUUCAUCCUAGUGACAAUAAUUCACCUACUCAUACUAACAAUAAUAUUAGAAUGAAGUUUAAUCCAAAUAUUUUAAGUGAAAGAAUAAAUAAUACAAUUAAUAUAGGAAAUCAAUGUGACACAACAAACAAUAAUAUAAAUAACACAAAUCCGUCAAUAGCUAGAACUAAUUCUUAUGAAGAAUUCCCGUUUAUUGAUACUAAUGAAUUAAAUAAUUUAACAGAUAAUAUUUAUAAUAGUUCGCCGGUACGACACACAUCACAGUCGAGUGAUAGAAGAAUAAAUAACACUGCCAAUGUACCUAACAGACAUGCUAUAUCUCCUUUACGCUGUGAAAGUUCAGUACCAACUUUACAAUCACCAAAGAACGCCGUCGCACCGACUGAUAUUAUUUUCGAGAGGCCUUCUCCUCAAGCGGUUACUUGUGGUGGAAGAGGAGAUUUUUGUGUUGGCAGAACAGAUUACAGUGUCCGAUCAGAUAAUGUAUCUCUCAAAGGAAAUCUGUCCAAUAACGAACAUCAAAGCUUUAAUUUAAAUCUUAGUCUAGAACCUAGCAGACAAGUAACAAUAAAAAAGUGUGAUAAUCAUGUAGCGGAUAAUUGUCUUUCAAAAUUACGAAAAAAUAUAUGCAAUAGAGGAGAGUCUUCAUACGAUAUAAACACGAGAAUACUUAAAUCUUUUUGUAACAAAAGCUUCGAACAUGAAGUACAUCCCGACGCGAUGAGUAAAAAGACGGACACUUUAAAGAACUUACAGAAAAGCGAAGAUCUUAAAUUCAUUGAUGAAGAAACUCCAGCAGAAAGUAUCAGUAAUAUAAUAGAUAAACCUAGGGAAAUAAGAGUACAACGAACAACUACGGUGGUACCGAUAAGCCCAGUCUGUGCUAAUAUUCCCAUGUAUGACACCAUGACGCGUAGUUGCAGUGUUGGGUAUUUAGAUCUGGUUGAUCCGCAAGUUCUUCACGCACAUGUGAGCUUAUCUGCACUCAGAGGGGAACCUCCUCGCAGGUUAGUGCUGGUCAACAAUAAGCGUCAGCGGCGACCUAAAAAAUAUUUUAAAACAGAUCUGAAAACCGCCGAAGUAAAGACACCACUGCGAAAGUGCGGAAAAUCACGAAGUUUAGAUUCCAGCGAGUUGUCUAUAACAGCAGAUAAGGUGAAGAAGCAAUCAAAGACUGAUUUGAAUAAAGGGGAAGAAAUCAAUUCGAGUAUGGGUGAAGACAAUAGUGGAACGAGUGCGGAGGAGAGUGGAAAGAGUGUUACAGUUGGAAGAAGAUCUAGAAGAGAUUAUCCUGUUUGUACUGUGUGUCGGUUAGUGUCGCCAUAUGACAGGCGAGAGGUGCACGCGGAUUCAUAUGUGUGCGUAGCCUGCAGCACGCGCAUUACAACGUCGGCGCCGGCGCAGCCACAGUACACAGACAGCGACACCGACUACAGCAAGUAUUAUCGUUCCUUAGAACAGCUUGCAUUACGUCUGUUGGCUACACGCGGGAACAAGAAAAGCAGCAAUAACAGUAUCGUACGAGAGAGUAGUUCUGCGCCGGCGUCACCCCGCCCCGCGCGCUCGGCUCCCCGCCCCGCGCCCGCGUCCCCCGCGCCUACUCCGCGCAGGCAUCGAUACUCCUCUGCGUCACCUAUACGGCAGUUAUUAAAUUCACCGCUACUUAACCGAAGGAGAAACAAGAAACCGUCUGAGAGUUCUGAUGACGAGUAUCCGAGUGGUUACAGUGAGAUUAACAGCAAGAACUACAGGGACUUGGAAAGCUUCCAAAAGGCGCAACUCAGAAACAAAUUAAAACGUGGUGGUAUGAAUAUAACGUGUGGGACUGACAAACGAAGCUCGCGUCGUCAGCUCGUGAUGCACAACAAAGCGCCGAUGUGGAACGAGAACAGCCAGGUAUACCAGCUGGACUUCGGUGGACGAGUCACCCAGGAGUCCGCGAAGAACUUCCAGAUUGAGUACCACGGGAAACAGGUAAUGCAGUUUGGUCGGAUCGACGGCAACGCUUACACCCUGGACUUCCAGUACCCGUUCUCAGCGCUGCAAGCGUUUGCGGUCGCGCUCGCGAACGUCACGCAGAGGCUCAAAUGAGCCCUCGCCGUCACCUACAGCAAGCGACUGCGGUCGUACGGUUUCUAUAACCGCUGUGGGGCAUGAACGACAUGACAACUCAUAUCAACGCCAUGUUUCAAUACCGCCCGAUUCUAUACACACCAGCGACCACACAGGACUUCGACAAAUCCAAGCCGCCAAAAUAAUGCAGCAUACGCCAGUUUUUGCCGUAAUAACGUCUAUGUAACGUCUGUAUAACGUACGUAUAUCUGUACUAAUAUUAUAAAGAGGAAAAAUUUGAUUGUUUGUUUGUUUGAAUUGAAUAGGCUCCGAAACUACUGAACCGAUUUGAAAUAGUAGAUUGUUAACCGAGGGUCGAAAGAAUCAAUUCCCGAGGUAUUUAGACGCCCGAGCGCAGCGAGGUCGGCUAUAGUCCGAGUAGGAAUUGAUACUUUUAAUCGAGUUAAACACUCUACUUUUCAUUUUGAAUAUGAGGAAAAUAAAACUAGUUGUUUAUCUAAGCACAGAUUAGUAGUCUUUUUAAAUUUCAAAUAUGGAACUUACCGCGUAAUUGUUGCGGCUUAUUCCGCUCAAAGAAGUAUGCGCUAAGUUCACACUCACUGUUUAGAAAGUCACAUGGCCGCAGCAUUUUGUCUAAUUAGUUCUUUUUUACAUAAAACUCUUCACAGCAAUUCUAUUUUUAAGGUUCAUUCCGGCCCUUAUGUGGGAAGUAAUUUGUAUGAGUUUUUCCUUGUCUAUGGAGGGAAACAGCAUCCGAUCAAAACAACAUUACUUUCCGAGUAUGAGAAAUGAAAAAUUAUUUCACUGUUGGAAAGGUACACUAUUCCCGGGUGACAUAGGCUAUAUUAUAUUAUAAUUUUUUUUUGUUUAAAUUAUUAAAUACCCGUGUGUAGCCGGGGUAAACUGCUAGUAGUCUUAUAAUUCGAUAAACGCCGGCUGCACACACGAAAAAGUAUCGCGUUACGCCUGAGCCGUUCGUGCAAGCGAGAGCGGGGAACAAGCGAUAGAGAGACACGAUCGGCCUUUGCGUCCGGCUUGUGAGGCAUCUUGUUCUUUGAUUAUAAAAAAAAGUAGCAUCGGUCGGCGAUUGCAGUAGAUAAAAUUUGGUUAUGUUACAAUUUUGACUAAAAGUAUUAUUAUGACUCAUCUAAAUGAUCGAAUAAAACGAUGUUUUCUUAUGAUCUUAUCACGUAAACUUAUCGUCCGUAAACCGACUUUAUAGCCGAAACACAUCUUUGGAUUAGGUCAGUAGGGACCGUACCGAGUACGAUCCCGGACCAAUUGGUGCGUGGCGCUCACCCAUGCCCACUGGACCGCCCGAUGAUCCGGCCGUACCAAAUCCGAUCAUGUGUUUAGGCUAUUACAGACAACUUAUUUUUUUAUCAACAAAAUUUGUCUAAUAAAGACGGCGAACGAAAAACAUACUAAGCAAAACUGCUUCUCCUAUUUCGGGUCCAGUCCACCUCGACAUUCAGUUCGAUUGUCAAUACGCUACAAACCUUGUAGUAAUUAAGAUAAAACACUAGUGGCCAUUUUCCCAUACUAACGUUCUCGAUUCAUUUCUCUUUGGUUAACCCUAAACCAAAAGUACCUUCAUUUAAAAGACCAAUAUCAUAAUUAUCUGUGCAUCUCUAUUCUACUUUUUUUGAUAUUGUUGUUUUUGUAAGCGCUAGAAGUACUUGAAAAAGUGAAAACGGCGUUAUCGUAUAAGCCGCAAACACAGACCUAGUAUACUAAUCCGACAACAAUAAGCGAAAAUAUAAAAAAUUCCGACACAGAAUAUUUCCUUCUCAUUCAGCCUCUAAAAUUUCGUUAUAAUUGGUAAAUUUUGGAGGAGGAAUUUGUCGAGAGCGAAACCCUGAUUUUUGAGUUUUUUUACACACGAUUUUUAGUCGGAGCACCAGUUGUCCUUAUCGUACUAAUUGUGAUAGGCUCGCUUGCGUUAGCGCAACCGUAUAUUAUUUUAGAACUCUUAAAUCUGAAAAAGGCCUCAGCUAACUUAGUUGACGUAAGUACCAAUACCGUGCUUCGUGCGGUACUUCGUAUACCUAACACCGUUCAUUUUAUGUGCUGCAAAAAAAAUUACCGCAUUGCAUAUUAAUAUCUAAGUUUUAAUGAAAAAAGUUAAAAUAUUAUAAGAAUAAAUAAAUUCCUUACACCGAAAGAAACUUGUAUUCAUGGGCUGUGUGGUCGCUGACUUGUGUAAUAAUUAUUCAAUGUUUAUUUUUUUUUUAAAAAGAUGCAGUUUUGUGUCAUGGAUGAAAUAGGAUACGAUUUUCAGGAGAUCGGCAAAGUUUUUAUUCAGAUGUUUUUAUACGCUUUUUACACACCAUUUACAUUAAUCGCGAAUAAUAUUUUUUUGUAUUUUGUGUCGUUAUUUAAGCCACAAUUGGUUUGCAAAUAUAUGUAUAGGUAACUCUGACAUUAUUAUAUUCUGUGAUUAUAUUAUGAAUACUUAAAUAAUUAUUAAUAAGCUUCACGAAUAGCUGUACGUAUUUGCUAUCAGACUUAAAACCCACAAUUUUUAUGUUUAAUUGUUUACUAUUACUAUGCAGUUGCAUAAUUAUAUUUUACAGUAGUUUUGUUGAUUCUUAAUCAAUCAAUAAUUGAAUAAAACAGAGAAAAUGUUAACUGUGGUUAUAAAACCAGCUACAAACGUACCUUAGAUAAUUUAUACGUCUUGAUAGAGGCUUUUGCAGUUUAGACAGCCGAUGAAAACAGGCCAGGAUUAUUACUUUAGUGACAAGCUAGGUACGUCUUACACACGCAAUUUGUAUUUCACUUUGUGUGCGUGCAUUGAACAAAAUAGAGGUUAACAGUCAACCUCAAUUUUUUUCGAUGUUCACAGCUGUCAAGUUUAUCCAGAGUCGAGACGUAUAAAUGAUUUAACACGUCAUUACUUAAAUAAUAAACGUUUAUGUAGUUUAGUAGAAAAACGUAUUUUAAUUUAGGUGUUUGUGUGAUAAAAUAUGUUGAUUAUAGUAGAAUAUUAUUAUCUACAAAAUAUUUGAAGUUUUUUUUUUAUUAUAAUGAUACGAGCAUAAGGCGAUGCUGAAAAUAGCCGUGAUCAUACCAUUUCUGGUGAAACAGGACAAUCUCAUAUGUAUGUGUGUAGUGUAUAAUUUCGUUUUCCUUAAAUGUUAUUUAAUAGUUUGUCGUUUGAAUAUUUAUUCACCCAGAAUUGUAACUAAUUUGGUGUAUAGUUGAAUUAGGAACAAAUGUUUUAUAAAUACUUUGAUUUUUUAAUGUUAAUAAUAUCUUAUAUAAAUAGCUUAUAAUACCUGACCACAAUUCCCUUUUACAUAUUAAAUAACUGUUAGAAAAUCUUAUGUAGUUCGUAAGUGUAUUUGUCUAUAUUAAUAAUAGAAUAUUGGUUGUCGUGUAUAAACCCUAAGCGAUUCAUGCGUCUCUAUAAUCUAUAGCUAGAUUACAAUGGCCGUUUUGACACAUGUCAAUAUUGACGUCACAUGUAAAAUUUUAAAUAAAAGAAUCGUAGAGAACCACUUUUUUGAACCGAGAGAACGAAACCGAGCCAUAAACACUAAAAAUAUGUAGACGAAAAUCGGCCAUAGGAUAUUGUAACAACUUUAGUAAUAACUUAACUAGAAUUAUGUAUAAAAUCUAAAUGGGCGUCGUUUGAACAUCUAUUUUUGCACAACUAUCUAUUCUAACCUUAGAAUAUUUAUAUGUCUAGAAAGAGCCUCUUGUUGCUAGACAACCGAUGAAAACAGGCCAGGUUUACCAUUUUAGUGACAAGCUACGUCUUACACUCGUGAUUUAUACGUAACUUUGUGUUAGUGUGCGUGCAAUGCUCAAAAUAGAGG